Molecule: messenger RNA, 555 nt
Organism: Sinocyclocheilus grahami
Lineage: Eukaryota; Metazoa; Chordata; Actinopteri; Cypriniformes; Cyprinidae
Product: prolyl 4-hydroxylase subunit alpha-2-like
Exons: 4
Cellular component (GO): endoplasmic reticulum
Molecular function (GO): protein binding; procollagen-proline 4-dioxygenase activity
Source: RefSeq, a predicted model, not a curated record
GGUGUUGCUUGACAAUGGCAAGAUUUCUGGUGUUUGCGCUGCUGACUCUGUCGUCCUUCUCUUCUCCCACGCGAGCCGAAAUCUUCACGUCAAUUGGCCAAAUGACAGACCUGAUUUUUACAGAGAGGGAGCUUGUCCAGUCCCUGAAAGAAUACAUUGACGCAGAAGAGAUGAAACUUGAAGCUGUGAAGAGCUGGGCUAAUAAACUGGAUAUGUUGACCCGUGCAUCCACGUCGGACCCUGAAGGCUUCCUGGCUCACCCGGUGAACGCCUACAAGCUGAUGAAGAGACUCAACACCGAGUGUCUGUCCGCAGGGGUGCGCUACAACGCUGAGCUGACGGUGGACGACUGCUUUGACAUGGGCAGACUGGCCUACAAUGAGAUGGACUAUUAUCACUCAGUGCUGUGGAUGCAGCAGGCGCUCAGACAGAUGGACUCUGGGGAAGACGCCAAGACGGCCAAAGCUGAUAUUUUGGAUUAUCUUAGUUACUCAGUCUAUCAGAUGGGUGACCUGCCACGAGCCAUCGAACUCACACGACGCUUGGUGGCCAUCG